Molecule: messenger RNA, 1282 nt
Organism: Dendroctonus ponderosae (mountain pine beetle)
Lineage: Eukaryota; Metazoa; Arthropoda; Insecta; Coleoptera; Curculionidae
Gene: Pym
Product: partner of Y14 and mago
Exons: 4
Coding region: 198-773 (191 amino acids)
Biological process (GO): exon-exon junction complex disassembly
Cellular component (GO): cytoplasm; exon-exon junction complex
Molecular function (GO): RNA binding
Source: RefSeq, a predicted model, not a curated record
ACAGAUGACAGGAGCUGAUGUGACAGAAGUUUAUUGUUGAUAAGAAGAGAAAAUAGUUUUUUUCAUCGUAAUCAGAGAUAAGAGCAGUCUCUGUUGUAAUAGCUCAUUGUAUUGUUUACUUCUGUUUGUUCCACAUCACAACGAUGUGAAAGGUCUAUAAGUACAUUCGUAACAAUUUCGGAAUUUGCCCCUCAAAAAUGUCCACUUACGCAGCCAAUAUAGUUACAGAAAAUGGUGAGCAGUUUAUCCCUGCGUCUCAAAGGCCAGAUGGCACUUGGAGGAAACCCAGACGAGUGAAGGGGGGUUAUGUGCCUCAAGAAGAGGUACCUCUGUAUGAAAGCAAAGGAAAACAAUUUACCACAAAGAAACAGGAACCUGUGGUGCUUUCAACCGGUCAGACUGCUCAAAGACCAAUUCCGGGAUUGUUUAUUAUCCAAGAUGCUAAAGAGCAGAAAAGCCAAAAGAAGAAGUCCAAAAGCAAAAUUGAUCAAAUCAACAAGAUUCUGGAGAGUGCAAGAAUUUCGGAUGGCCCUUCUGACCAAAAAUCACCAAAAGUGAUAGCUCCGAAGUCACCUCCAACGCAGACACCUGAAGCCACUGAUCCUGCCAAAAAGCUGAAAAAUCUCAAAAAGCGAUUGCGCGAAGUUGAAGCUCUAGAAGAAAAAAUAAAGAGCGGAGCCGUGGCUAAACCUGAGCCAGAACAGUUGUUAAAAAUUAACAGAAAGAACGAGCUUCUAUUUCAGAUAAGAGAUCUGGAAAAGCAAGUGCAAUAGGCAGUGUGAUGCAAAAGACAUUUAAAACGUUUUAUUCGUAAUUGUUGAAACGGACUUUGUUAUAGGAUAGCUGGUACAAAGUAGGUAUUCAUUCAAUGAAAAUACUGCAACAAGGACGACAUUUUUUGGUUUGCCAGUUCCAACAUUUAAGUCAAUAAAUGAAUUGGCUGUGAGUUUAAAAACUCCAUUUCUGUUCGAAUUAUUUAAACUUCCUAUUGAGUUGCGGUAAAUACAUCUGCGUAGCUUUAUGCGUGGUAUUGUUUGCUACCUAUUUGUGGUAAUAAUCUAUCAUAGAUAUCCUAAUGAACGAUUGAAAACAUUUUUAUUUAUGUAUUAUUAUUAGUAUUAACACUACCGUUUUAUGGUGGUUUUUCAAACUUUCAACAUAUAUCAAUUAAUAGUAGCGUCUAUUCAUAAACAUGCCCUUUUGAUAUCGACAAAUUAAAUGGAUCACUAAACCACACGCAUUGUGAUUCUCAUGCAGAAAUAAAGUGUAUUUAAAAAGAAAA